AUGAUAAAUAGAACCGCUGCCAGAGCAGUGCGAUGGGCUACCGGUCCGUUCCAGUCCCUGAUAUCACCUGCAUCUCAUCGAACUACAAGAUUUCCCACACGCGUCCCCAGCAUAGCUGCCCACACUGCUCCAUCGCGAUGUCUGCUCCUUCGACCUCGUGCGUUUCACACAUACACUGCACGUCUAGCACAGUCGCCCACCGCAGACGCGCUGAUGGAAAAUCUCAACGAACUGUACGCCACAGCAAAAGACGAGUUUGAGAUCGCCGCAGAAGAAACUGAGAAGAAGACCGUCUAUGCGGCCGAUGAUCGGGAGGCGGCCCAAGACGCCCUCAAAAGCCUGCAGGAAGGUUAUGAGAAGGCCAUCAAGGAGAGCGCACCGGAUGUGGCUAAGGAGGUCCAGUCGAGAGUUGGUCCGAGGAUAAGAGAGUUGGCUAAUGCCGUCAAGGCCAUGGAGGAAAUGGCGAUGGAGGACUAG
Messenger RNA from Exophiala aquamarina CBS 119918, 477 nucleotides. RefSeq lists its product as uncharacterized. Lineage: Eukaryota; Fungi; Ascomycota; Eurotiomycetes; Chaetothyriales; Herpotrichiellaceae. The record is from RefSeq and is a predicted model, not a curated record. Bases 1 to 477 code for a protein of 158 amino acids. The transcript has a single exon.